Salvia miltiorrhiza (redroot sage) is the source of this 765-nucleotide messenger RNA. RefSeq lists its product as uncharacterized. Bases 1 to 765 code for a protein of 254 amino acids. NCBI's taxonomy places the organism in Eukaryota, Viridiplantae, Streptophyta, Magnoliopsida, Lamiales, Lamiaceae. Gene Ontology annotation, molecular function: nucleic acid binding; RNA-DNA hybrid ribonuclease activity. The record is from RefSeq and is a predicted model, not a curated record. The transcript has a single exon.
AUGAAAAGGCCUGUGAGCAAGCAGGUGAACAAUCUCUGGCGGGUUGGUGUUAUGUCUGCCAUUUGGAGCCUCUGGAAUCUCAAGAACAGAGCUAUUUUUGAUGAGGCUCCGGUUUCUGCUGUGGCUCUGGCUAUUCAGGUCAAAGCCUUCAUCCUCGAAGCCUCUCAUUUCAGUUUGGGGGAGAUGGCUAAUUCUGUUGAGGAGCUGCUUAUUCUGCAUGGACUUGGGGUGACGGGUAAACCCCGUCGCCCUACUUCUUACAUUUAUGUGUUUUGGCUUCCUCCUCCUCAUCCGUGGCGGAAGAUUAAUAUUGAUAGCUCGGUUCAUGGCUCCCCUCCCCUCAUUCAUGCUGGAGGGGUUUCUCAGGAUUCCUCGUCUGUUUUGGGUUGCUUCCAUUUCUCUGCUGGCCGUGGCUGGGGGUUUGAGGUGGAGCUUCUUGCCCUCAUCAUUGCUUUAGAGCAGAUUGUGGUGCAGGGUUGGGAUUAUGUGUGGAUUGAGACGGACUACACUUACAUGGUCGAUCUCUUCCGUUCACGUUCCCACACGGUUCCUUGGAGGUUUUUCAGCCGUUGGCGGAAGGUACUUUCUUCCAUUGCUGAGCUCUAUAUUAUUAUCACUCACAUUUACAGGGAAUGGAAUCGUGUUGCUAACUUCAUGGCCUCUUCGGUGGAGGAGGAAGGACUCUGGCCCUUUGCGAUUCCAGAUAUCCUCCAGCUGGUUAGCGAUGACAGGAGACUGCUACCUUAUGUUCGUAUUGUCAUUUAA